Molecule: messenger RNA, 446 nt
Organism: Chaetomium strumarium
Lineage: Eukaryota; Fungi; Ascomycota; Sordariomycetes; Sordariales; Chaetomiaceae
Exons: 4
Coding region: 36-302 (88 amino acids)
Source: RefSeq, a predicted model, not a curated record
CAUCAAUAUCAGGAGCGAGUGGCAUCGGUCAAUGCAUGUGCGCUUUGCUGAUGCUGGUGAUUGCGGUAGUCACCUACUUCAGAAUAACACUACCUAGGUAUUAUCCAGUUUCCAGCGGUGUGGUGGCAUCGACUUUUGCUAUUACACACUUGGCCUCAAGAAAGAGAAUCCCUAAAGCAACGAGACUUAGAGAGGCUUCACGGCUUCACCGGAUCAAUCCGCAUCACUUGGCCGAAAUUCAGUCCCGCUCCCAGAGAGAUACCGCUAUUCGAAAUCAAAUCCAGUCAGCGAGUCGCAGCUGAGCCAGCUGAUCAGCCUCACCAGAGGGCUCGAGCUGUUGGGAGUUUGUGACCAAUUGAGACCCAGUCCCUGGCUCCGAUUCACCAUUUUCCGCUCUUUCUCCUCCAACCGACCACCACUGCGAAUUUCCGCUACACCACCAUCAC